Molecule: messenger RNA, 2412 nt
Organism: Chara braunii
Lineage: Eukaryota; Viridiplantae; Streptophyta; Charophyceae; Charales; Characeae
Source: the annotation of a GenBank genome assembly
ACGUUGCCUUCCCCACUUCAGGCAUUGGCCAAGGCUAGAGACCCACACAUCGCCCCGCAGACACAUUCAGACCCACCGACGCUCUGUUUGAGAGAUGUGUCUGAGGCCCUAGAAGAGUUAGAGACUGAGUGGUUAGGAAAGGACCCUAGGGACUCUUGGGCGAUGAUCAGUAGAGGUCCAAAGGGUGAACAUUUCGUGGUAGAAGUAGAUGUAGGUGGCUGCAAGGUUGGCGCCUUCGCAGACAUAGGCUCUACACGAAAUUUCAUCAGUUGUGCUUGUGUGGAUAGACUGCGCUUAGGGGACCAAGUGCAGCGGCUUAGCAAAACUGUAGCUUCUACGCUAGCGAACAAGCACCAAAUGGUUGUCAAAAACUAUGUCAAGCACGUAGCCUGCACCUUCUCCUAUGGAGGAGGGGAAGUGAUCCAUAAGAUCUCCUUCCUGGUGAGCGACAAACUGCCAUUCGAUAUGUUACUAGGCAUGUUCUACCUCGAAGUCUCGCAACCUCAGUUUGACUGGGAUAGAAAGGUGUUGAUCCACAAAUUGCCCAACUGUAGAACGGUUAGAUUGCAGAAGUAUAAAGCUAGCAGUCUAAUAAAAAACUACGGGUGUAUGUGUGCUUCAUCUUUCUAUAACUACUAUAAGCAGAAUAGAGAGGAGGGCAUGUAUCUAGUCUUUGUCUCUGAGAAAGGGGAGGCCGUUAAAUCACCCCCAGAGAUAGAAAGAGUCGUCGCACAAUAUUCAGACCUUUUUGAGGAGCCCACACGCGUGGUGGAAAGGGAGGUUGUACAUGCGAUAGAGGUUGUCCCAGGUACCAAGGUGCCUAGAGGACGAAUCCAUAGGAUGUCUCCCGCGGAGUUAGAUGAGCUUCGCCGCCAGCUCAAGAAGCUCACAGAGAAGGGAUGGAUACGGCCUAGUACCUCCCCUUACGGUGCGCCAGUCUUAUUUGUCCCAAAGAAGGGAGGUCCAUUAAGGAUGUGCAUUGACUAUAGGGGCCUCAAUGCCAUCACCGUUAAGAACGCGGAGCCCCUACCCCGCAUCGACGACCUCUUGGAUAGGGUGCAGGGAUGUCGGUACUUCACAAAGAUAGAUCUGAAGUCCGGAUACCAUCAAAUUGUCGUUAGACUUGAGGACCAGCACAAAACCGCAUUUCAGACCAGGUACGGUCUGUACGAGUUUGUGGUGAUGCCUUUUGGUCUAUGCAAUGCGCCUGGUACAUUUCAGCACGCGAUGAACCGGAUAUUUCAUGAGUACUUGGACAAGUUUAUCGUCGUGUACCUCAACGAUAUUCUUAUCUUUAGUAGGACUGUAGAGGAGCACGCUGAGCACUUGAAAACAAUGCUAGGUCUCCUAAGACAACACCAGUACAAGGUAAACUUGGAUAAAUGUGAGUUUGGUCGCACCAAGAUCUUGUACUUGGGUCAUGAAAUUUCAGCAGAUGGAUUGAGGCCGGAAGAUGCGAAGGUGGCCAGCAUACGUGACUGGCCUAGACCUCAGACUGUUACUGAGGUCAGAUCGUUUUUGGGGAUGACGGACUAUUAUCGUCCGUUUUUGAAGAACUAUAGUACUAUAGCUUCCCAAUUAACAGAUCUAACUCGACUUGACACCCCUUGGGAGUGGACUGAAGAGUGUGAAGCGAGCUUCAAGAAAUUGAAGUAUGCUCUGACACACUACGAAGUUCUCAAACUUCCGGAUUCUGACAAGCCAUUCAUUGUGACCAUAGACGCUAGCCAAUAUGGCAUAGGCGCGGUCCUUGUACAACACGAAGGGCCCAAGUUGAGACCGAUCGAGUAUAUGAGCAAGAAGAUGCCAUCUCAAAAGUUAGCUAAAUCCACGAGUGAUGAGUGUGAGGCUGCUUUCAAACGAUUAAAGAAAGCACUCAUGAAUCAUGAAGUCCUCAUGGUUCCCGAUCCUCAAAAGCCAUUCAUAGUAACCACUGACGCAAGCCAAUACGGCAUUGGCGCAGUGCUGGCUCAGCAAGAUGGGAAGAAGUUGAGACCGAUUGAGUACAUGAGCAAGAAAUUGCCAUCGAAGAAAUUGGCAAAGUCCACCUACGAAAGGGAACUCUAUGCUCUCUACAACGCACUUGUCCAUUGGAGACAUUUUCUGUUGGGACGGUUCUUCUACUUGAGAACUGACCAUCACACGCUCAAAUGGAUCAAGACUCAACCGGCUCUUUCUGAUGCACUCAAGCGCUGGAUUGAGGUCAUAGAUCAGUAUGACUUCAAGCUUGAGUAUCUGAAGGGAGAGUAUAACAAGGCUGCAGAUGCGCUAUCUCGUAGAGCAGACUACCUAGGGGCGCUAGUUUACGAGUUUGGUGUAUCUCAGAAAGUAUAACUCAAUCGCUGGCGGGAGCCUAUUAGGAAGACCCUGUCACGAUGGACAUCACCCGCAAACUUCAGGCAAAAGACAAGG